Plodia interpunctella (Indianmeal moth) is the source of this 3719-nucleotide messenger RNA. It is a transcript of the gene Usp14, whose product is annotated as Ubiquitin specific protease 14. Gene Ontology annotation, molecular function: proteasome binding; cysteine-type deubiquitinase activity; protein binding. The record is from RefSeq and is a predicted model, not a curated record. The coding region runs from base 131 to 1582 and encodes 483 amino acids. The transcript is spliced from 11 exons. Gene Ontology annotation, biological process: protein deubiquitination; proteasome-mediated ubiquitin-dependent protein catabolic process; regulation of proteasomal protein catabolic process. Lineage: Eukaryota; Metazoa; Arthropoda; Insecta; Lepidoptera; Pyralidae.
AAUAUUGAUUGUCAUUGUUCAAUCCCAUGGACCACGGAUGCGAAUCGUGACUUUCAAAUUCUUUAUUUUACGAAAUUGGUUUAAAUUCCCAUUAGUUAUUUGAGCUAAGUGAUAUUUACCUGAUAUAAAGAUGCCGAAGGUUUCUGUUAAAGUGAAAUGGGGCAAAGAGACAUAUCCAGGUGUGGAGGUGAACACAGACGACGACCCUGUAUUGUUCAAAGCACAGAUAUUUGCUUUGACCGGGGUGCAGCCUGAGAGGCAAAAGGUGGUCUGCAAAGGCAUCACUUUGAAAGAUGACGAUUGGGGAAAUUUCAAAUUGACAAAUAAUGCAUUGGUGCUAGUGAUGGGGAGCAAGGAGGAGGAUGUGCCAACAGCCCCAAUUGAGAAAACCAAGUUUGUGGAGGAUAUGAAUGAAUCUGAGCUUGCUAGUGCUCUGGAUCUUCCCGAAGGACUAAUUAAUUUAGGCAACACUUGCUACAUGAAUGCUACAGUGCAAUGUUUGAAGACUGUGCCUGAAUUGAAGAAUGCUCUCCUUAAUUAUGACAAAUCGUCCGGCGGCGGCACAGCGGGCGACCUGACGUCGGCGCUGAGCGACACAAUGUCAGCGCUGGAGAGGGGCGGGGCGGGGCUGUGCGCGGGCGCAGCGACGCGACUGCUGCGUGCGCUGCACAGCACAGCGCCGCGCUUCGCGGAGCGCGGGCCGGGCGGCGGGCUGGCGCAGCAGGACGCCAGCGAGUGCUGGACCGAGAUCGUGCGCGCGCUGCAGCAGCGGCUGCCCGUCGCGCCCCAAGUCGCCGCUGAUGCCACCAGAACGUCAGUGAUUGAGCAGUACUUCGGAGGCACGCUGGACGUGGAGCUGGUGUGCUCGGAGGCGGACGAGGCGCCCUCGCGCAGCAAGGAGACCUUCCUGCAGCUGUCCUGCUUCAUCUCGCAGGACGUCAAGUAUCUGCAGUCCGGGCUCAGAUCUAAAAUGUCAGAGCAAAUCACAAAAUUGUCACAAACACUAGGAAGAGAUGCUGUUUAUACAAAAACGAGCAAAAUCAGCCGGCUGCCGGCGUACCUGACGGUGCAGUUCGUGCGGUUCUACUACAAGGAGAAGGAGUCCAUCAACGCCAAGAUCCUGAAGGACGUGAAGUUCCCGCUGGAGCUGGACGUGUUCGAGCUGUGCUCCGCCGAGCUGCAGGAGCGGCUGGCGCCCAUGAGGGCCAAGUUCAAGGAAGUAGACGAUGCGUCAGUGGAGUCGUCUCUGUCUGCGCGCAACAAGAACCACGGCGACAGCAAAAAGGAGAAGGGAACGAAAACGGUCGUGCCAUACUGGUUUGACGAUGACGUUGGUAGUAACAACAGCGGCUACUAUCGGCUUCAAGCGGUGCUGACCCACCGCGGCCGGUCAUCGUCGUCGGGACACUACGUGGCGUGGGUCGCGCGCGGGGACAACUGGCUCAGGUGCGACGACGACACUGUCACCCCCGUCACCGAGGAGGAAGUGCUCAAGCUCAGCGGUGGAGGCGACUGGCACUGCGCGUACCUGCUGCUGUACGGGCCGCGCGUGCUGGAGCUGGCGGCGUCCGCGCGCGCGUAGCCGACCACCAUCCUGAGUGAAUACUAACGCUAUUUACAUUUACAUCUGUGGGCGAAGUGCGGGUUUGCGUUUCACUUCUCACCAUCGAAUCGAUUCGAAGUGAGACGCAGCGAACCGAUUACAUUACGGUGUGGUUGUUGUUGCGUCACAAUGGCGCGCUGUGUUUGGUUCGCUGAGUCUCACUGCGAAUCGACUCGAUGGUGAGAUGUAUAAUAACGAAGUCGCACUAAGCACGCUGUUUUCAAUAAUGACCGAUCGAAAUUGUGUAAAUGUGAGUUUCGGCAGAAACUCACAUACAACAACAUGUUUUCACAUCCAUUUUUUUUACAAAGUAAAAUAUGUGUAUACUUUUUUCACUUUAGAGAUCUAUAGAGAGACUAGCUUUCGUCUGCGGGAAUUUCCAACGAGAAAAGUUUUUUUUCGGUAUGAAAGACACCCUAUGUUCUUCUCAAUAUUUAAAACUAUUCAAACAAACAUAUUUUCGCAUUUAUAUUAUUAAUUAGAAUAAAAGCUAGUUUCGACGGGCUUCAAAUUUCAUCCGAAAACAUUACUAUGACCGAAACAAACUUAUUUAUGCCGGAACCAAAUAUUCGGUCAAACACUAAUUUUCAUUGCAUUUGUCAAUCAUCAUAGGUUUAAAGUACUAUUUCACCACCAUGAGUCCCCCAAUCUUAUCCUAAGAUCAACAUGUCGAAGGAUAUGCCAUAGUCAAAGUAAUCUUAAAAUAAGGCAGAUAAAAGCCUAUUGGAGAAAAAUUAAAAAAAUCUUUUACGCCAUCGGUCACGUUUAGCCUUUUAUUAUCAAAUUCGAGUUCUAAUAAUUUGGUUUCAGGGUGAUAUUUGAUCAAAUACAUUGCUUCUAAAGAUACUACCCUACCGGGGCAGGCGCCACGUAGUAGGAGGCAAACGAUAAAAACAAUUUAAUUGAAUAAUGUUUUGUACCAUUUAUGGUAAACUAGCGGCCAAAAGACUAUUACUAUAACUAGCGCCAUCUGGUAGUUGGAAGUCCCAAUCCUUUGUGAAUAUAUAAAAACAUGACUAUAUAUUGAAGUAGAAAUUCACUAUUUUCAUAUUUAUUACAGAGAAAAUAUGACUGUAAUAGUUUUGUAUGUACAAUACGUUUUUGUCCACUCACGGCGGCGAAUAUGCGCAAUUGUGUUCCGAAUCCCGCUGUACUUGCUGCUUUGUAUCAAGAUCAAGUUACUCGAUUUGCGCAGUGUGAAUUUUCAAUUUGAACUCUAUAGCGUUUACAUUUUGCAGCCGAACGCAGCCAACCACAUGUUGUCGUCAUGUCUCAACGCCACACUCUGAUUGGCUGGGCGUGUAUGUGUCAGGAUUUUUUUCUUAUCGAGUGUGUUAUUGCUAACACUAGUAGCAGAUUUUAUUCAAGGCGUCUAAAGGCGUCGGACAUGAGUUUUACUACUACAGGUUGUUUACGAAAAAUAAACGCGAACGAAUUCGAAUUGAAAGUUCCGACUAUUUUUUUUUUUCAUUUUAUUAACACUUCGCUGGUUUCCAGGUAGUGUUCCUGUAUCUUAAUUAUUUUAUAGCUCAAGAAAAUAAUGCUUUUAUUGAAAGAUGCACAAACGUUUAGUUUAUUUAAUCAUUUUUGUUGCGAUUUAAAUUCGAAUUAUGUAUUGUAAAACUAAUAUAGGUAUCUAUAAUAUGAAAUAGAACAAUUAAUUUAUAUUUUAUACACUUGAUAUGUACCAGCAGAUCUUCGUUACAUAGCUAAAUAUUUACAAAAUAAUGUUUCACACACAAGUGCAUUUAAAGCAAGUGUAGUGGGCGAUAGUUAUUGGUUAUUUAUUAUUGUAAAUUGGCAUCGGUUGUUGCUGUUGUUUGAUUUAAGAUCUAACGCGCAGUAUGUAUUGUUUUCGCGUGAUUCUAAUGAAAAAAAAAUCAUAUCACUUUAGCUCAUUUAAUUUUAUUAUUAUAAGUUAGUGUGUCUAACUUAUACUGACACGUGUCUUAUAGUAUAUUGUUAUGUUGCAGAACAUAAGAAUCGCGCGGGAAAAUAUAAAAAUAGUGCGCGCUAGUACCUUCUCAAUUUGUCCUUUAAGUUCUUACAGAUGUAUUGAAUUUUAUAAGACUAAUUAUAUGAAUGAUCGAUAAAUAAAUUGGAUUAUAAAUUUAAA